Molecule: messenger RNA, 690 nt
Organism: Aspergillus clavatus NRRL 1
Lineage: Eukaryota; Fungi; Ascomycota; Eurotiomycetes; Eurotiales; Aspergillaceae
Product: THUMP domain-containing protein
Exons: 5
Coding region: 1-690 (229 amino acids)
Biological process (GO): tRNA modification
Molecular function (GO): RNA binding
Source: RefSeq, a predicted model, not a curated record
AUGGGGAGAGAAGGUAAAUGCAUUGCAGAAGCUCUAGACCUCUUCUCCCAGCACGUCGAAACAGCAGGGGAUGGAAACAAUGACGGAGAUUCCGGCUCAGAUGAAGGAGAAGAUGACGGUGAUAUUGAGGCCCAGAUCAGAAAAGAAAUCGCUGGCCUGAAGCCUGGAUCAGCGAAACCACGCCAAUUCCAGGCCAUCCGUAUGGAGAUGCCAUGUGUGACCUUCAUCCGAUUCGACAAGUCGAUAGAUCCUGAAAAGCUGGUGCAUGAAGUCUGCCUCGAUGCGCACGCAAAUCCGGAAACGAAGCGAUGUCGCUGGGUUCAACGGAUGACCCCUGUGAAAUCCAUCCGCAAGACUCUCAGCGUUGAUCUAGAAGCUUUCGCAAAAGAGAUCUUGAAGCCCCACUUCCACUCCGGGGGCCCUCCCAAGAAGUAUGCCAUUCGGCCUACUGUGAGGGGAAACAACAAGUUCAACAGGGAUGGGGUUAUCAAAACCAUUGCAGAUGUCGUGGGCCCCGAGCACCCAGUUGACCUGAAAAAUUAUGAUUUGAUUAUCCUUGUCCAUUUGAUUCAGAAUGUUGUCGGUAUAAGCGUUGCAGCAAGCGACUACGAUAAAUUGAAACGAUACAACCUUGCUGAAUUAUACAGCCCGACGCCCAACCCGCAGGUCUCCGAGGGUGCGAACUCCUGA